Ceratosolen solmsi marchali is the source of this 3945-nucleotide messenger RNA. Its product is annotated as MATH and LRR domain-containing protein PFE0570w. Bases 66 to 3788 code for a protein of 1240 amino acids. NCBI's taxonomy places the organism in Eukaryota, Metazoa, Arthropoda, Insecta, Hymenoptera, Agaonidae. The record is from RefSeq and is a predicted model, not a curated record. The transcript has 6 exons.
AUGACGACGGAGACGACGACGACGUCGACGAUGAUGACGACGACGACGACGAUGAUGACGAUAGCAUGCGGGAACAAAAGCAGCAAGAACAGCAGGAGGAAAAAGAACAAGAAUGCGGGCAAAAAAAGCUAGAUGGGAAGGAGAAAGAUCAGAUUCAAACUUUGGAAGAAACACAAAUAUCAAUGAAGUUGCCUUUGAACAAUAUGUCUUCUAAAGGGAUUGAAGAUGAAGAAAUGCCAUCAAUGGUAACUAUUUCCAGUCUCUCUAAAAUAGACGAAUCAGAGAACGAUAUGAAAAAUGACGAGGAGAAAAAUCUUGUCUCUGCAGAGACAAACAGUGUGAACUCACCUUCUAGAAAAGAAGACGAUAACGACAGUGAUAGUGUAUGUGUUAUUGAUGAUGAUGAUGAAGACGAUGAUGGAGACGUUGACAGAGAUGUAGAUGGAGAUGCGGAUGGGUUGUCUUUUGAUGAAGAUGAUGAAAGUUCUUCCUAUCGAGAUGAUGAUGAAAGUGAAGAAAUGGACAGAGAUCAUUAUAGUGACAAUCAUGACAGACGAAAUGUGAGAAAUAUAAGAAGAGCCGAUGAUGAAGAUGAUGAAGAGGAGGCAGACGAGGAGGAAGAGGAGGAGGAGGAGGAAGUCGAAGAAGUAGAAGAAUACGAUUCCGAGGUAGAUGGUUUUGAUGGUGGCUCUGAUGACUUAGUACUUAGACAUAGUAAUGGACUUACAAAACGCCAUAAAGAACGUAGUGCUUCUCUUCAAGAUUUAAGUCUUAUUAAGGAAGGUUUACCGAAAAAUAAAACUAAUGUAAAUCCUUUUAGUCAAAAAGCAAGAUACGAGAGAAAUCAAUUUACUAAAGAUCGUCGGACGCCAGGAAAACAAUACUCUCAUGUUGAAAGCAAAGUAAAAAAAUAUAUUAUGGAUAUGGCACAGCAAAGAAGAAUAUCUGGUGAAAGACGUAAAAGGGCGCAAGAAGCAGCAAAACACAAAAAUCAAGAGGCGACCGAAACGCAAAUUCAUAGAAACGAUGAUGUAGUUUUAACUUGUAAAACAAUUAAGAAUUACACGGAGAAAACAUUGAAAGAAGUAGUCAAGUAUGAGGAAAUUGAAAGUGAUGAAAUGUACGUUAUGCCGCCAAAUUUGGAAAAUGGCGAAAUACACAUUUUUUCUAGACAUCCAAUGGAUAAUAACCAGCAAAUAAUGCAUCAUGAAGAAAUGGAAGUGGAUCCCAUUAAUAUAGAGAUACAUAAUAAGGAUGAAAAGGUUAAUAAAAUUAACGGCAGUGUCAUGAAUGAUAAUCAAAAUUACAUUUUAGAGAAAAAAGGAAUACUUAGGUGUGAGGAUAAACCAGUUUUAAAUGGUGAAGGUCCAUCAAAUACCGUUUGUAAUUUACGUACGUUAUCAUACGAUGAAUAUAUGAAAGGCACUAUUAAUAAUGAAAUACACGAAGAAGUGAUCCAUGAUGAUGGUGUCGUAGAGGUAAUGCAGGACAUAACUGAGAAAUCUAAUAACAACGACACUGAUUCUGCGUGUGUUCUUCGAAUAGAAAACAUCUCAAGAAAUUACAAUAACGAGGAAAAAAUGCCCAAUAUCUAUCACAAUAUACAAAAGCCUAUAACAUUGGUAAAUCAGUCGACAGAAACAAAUUAUCAUGAAAAUCUUGAAGUAAAAUCUCUAAGGCUACAACUUGAGAAGAAAAACUCGCAGCUAGAUAAUUUACGUGAUGCAUUUCAAAAAACAAUGUCGGAGAACAUGUCAAUGAAAUUGGAGAUGGAUAAUCUGAAAAAAAUGCUCACCUAUUAUCAAGAACAGCAAAAACCAGUGCCAGAAACAAAAGUCAUAGCGGUUCAAACUGAACUGCCCGUUUUAGUCUCUAAUACUGCUGUUGUCGAUUCUAAGAGCAAUGAGCAAAAAGUCGAUCCAAGAUUAGUUACAAACAGCAUGAUUUCAACAAUCAGCUCACAGUGGUCCGAUAGCAUAGAGAGUGCAACGAUUUCCAUGGAGCCACCACCCAAUGUAACGAAUGCUCUCAAUUCAGACGAAAGCAUGCAUCAGCAAAGCAAAACACCCUCUAAACAGAAAAAUUCAUUCUCUCGAGCAUUCGUCACAUCGUCGCGAAUAUUACAAACCCUUUCGAACAUCACGCAUGGAAAGUCAAAGUCGGAUAAUAAGUAUAGUUGCAAAUAUUCCAAAACCAUUUCCGAGGAAGCAACUGAAGCGAAUGCCUCGGCUGAAACUGAAAAGCCUCAGUUUGUCGAGGUUGGCUCAAGAAAGCGAAAAGCAACGGAUAGUGCAGAAAAUUCAAACUCCGCUCAUCCAUUUAAAAUUCCCCACACUUCAAAAUCUAAUUGGGAAUCAGGAAAGCAAAAGAUGAACUCUUCGGAGGAUGAUUGUGUAAAUGUCGAUGAUGAAAAUAAUACUGAUGUCGAAGGUGAACAGAACGACAACGACGACAUCCGAGAAUCGGACGACGACGUGAAAGUAUUUGUCUAUCCAGAAGAUGAUCAAAGUAAGGAACACAGUUUCCUCAUUCAAGCUAGAGAAGUAACCAGCAAUCAUAAAACAGGUGUUAGAGAGUGCGGACCCUACCUUCUGGGAAACAUCGAAGUCUAUAUGACAGAGAUGAAUGGCACUAUCAAUAUAUGGGGCAAGGAAUUGAGUAAAAACAACGCCAAUCAAAAUAUCGAGGAGAUGGAAACGUCGACAAGAUCGAAGGACUUACAACCGAAUUUCCGUUGGCAGAGCACGCCACGUAUAUUUAAUAAUCAGUCAACUACAUCAACAAGUAAAAAGUCAAGAGUACUGCCAAGAUUUUCUCAACAACAAAAGCAGCAUUCUUGCGACAUUAACAAUACGAUAGUAGAUUGUGAGAGCUGUCACUCGCAUAAUCAUCGUCUCUCCUGGCCUUCGUGUCAUCAUAGUGAACAACAUACCGAGAACCAACAUACUUGCUGCUCUCCAUCGGUAAGAGUCGAAGAAAACCAUUGCGGAUGCGCUCACAAAAUGGCGAGACGAAGUGCAGCUCUAUCAACGUGCUGCAAUUCAUCGAAAUCAACGGAUGGUCGACAAUACAUCUCGCCCAAUAUCUAUCAAGAAAACAACUCGUUAUGUUGCUACAACAUUCAUCAUAGUCACUGUAGAAAUGCAGCCAAAGAAGAAUCUUGUAGAUGCCAAUCGUUUGUUCGUCGACACUCCUUCAACCCCACUGACGAAGAAGACAACGAAUCCAACGUUGAAGAAAACGCGCAUAAUGCUUCAAAACCUUGUCAUUCCCCUCAAGAAAAAUCGUCGCAUUCAUGCACAGACACUAAACUAGUCCCACCAUGUAUGAAUAAUGGAAAAAAUAAUGGUGGAGGUUGCUCCGAAGCAUCUGUAAUUCAAAAUGAAAGUGAUCCGCUAAUUUUCCAAAAACAGAAUCCCGAAGCACCUGAGGUCCGAAAACGAAGAUCCAAUGGAAAAAAAGUUCGAGGACUUAUAAUGGAUCUAUUAAAAGGUUGUGGCGAUUGUCGAACAACCAUUCCCAUUAAUAAGUCAAGCUUGCGCAAUAAUACUUCGGUUUAUGAGCCAAGUACGUCCGCACAACAGAAAAUUGCAUGCUCUCCAAGCCAACAAUCAUGUUCACUCCGUUCUAAUGAAAAGUGUGCAUCGUGUCGUAGUAGAAGCGAUAAAACAGCUGAGAUUGAGGCUCAACUGGAGUUCUUCCGCAUUGAAAUGGAUAAGUUGCGCAGUCGUUCCGACACAUUGCGCGAAAUGCUCAAUACACUGCGUAACGCCGAUAUAAUUAAUUAAUUAAUAUGACUAUUAUAACUUCUAAUGUUCAUUGUAAAUAGUUGGCAAAAAGGUACUUUUUUAUUUUCUCACGGGCAAUCCAGCAUUGAUUGCAUGACUUUGUUCCUUUUACACACUUAUUAAAUGUAACAAAUAAAUAUAUAUUGCCAAUUGAAAA